GACGAGGUCAGGACUGGUACAUACCAUCAGCUUUUUCAUCCUGAACAACUCAUGAUCAGCAGCAAAGAGGAUGCAGCUAACCAUUUCGCCCGUGGACAUUACACUAUUGGUGGAGGUACUGGAUAUGGUCUUGGAUCUCUGCUCCUUGAGUGUCUCUCUGUGGACUAUGGAAAGAAAUCCAAAUUGGGUUUCGCUGUGUACCCUUCACCUCAGGUUUCAAUAUAUGUUGUUGAGCCAUACAACAGUGUUCUUUCCACCCACUCACUCCUGGAACACACUGAUGUCUCCAUCCUUCUCGACAAUGAAGCCAUCUAUGACAUAUGCAGACGUUCCCUCAGCAUUGAGAGGCCUACCUACACUAACCUUAACCGUCUUGUCAUCUCUUCCAUGACCGCGUCUCUGAGGUUUGAUGGUGCUUUGAACGUGGAUGUCACUGAGUUCCAGAUCAACUUGGUUCCAUACCCGAGAAUUCACUUCAUGCUUUCCUCCUACGCUCCUGUCAUCUCUGCUGAGAAAGCCUUCCAUGAGCAACUCUCUGUUGCUGAGAUUACCAACAGUGCAUUUGAGCCUGCUUCUAUGAUGGCUAAGUGUGACCCUCGUCAUGGUGAGUACAUGGCUUGUUGUCUGAUGUACAGAGGUGAUGUUGUCCCUAAGGACUGUGGUAUCAACUACCAGCCACCAACUGUUGUUCCCGGUGGUGAUCUAGCCAAGGUUCAGAGAGCUGUGUGCAUGAUCUCUAACUCAACAAGUGUUGCUGAAGUCUUCUCUCGCAUUGACCACAAGUUUGACCUGAUGUAUGCUAAGCGUGCUUUUGUGCACUGGUACGUUGGUGAGGGUAUGGAGGAAGGAGAGUUCUCUGAAGCUCGAGAGGAUCUUGCUGCUUUGGAGAAAGACUACGAGGAGGUUGGUGCUGAGGAAGGUGAUGAUGAAGAUGAUGAAGGUGAGGAGUACUAAGUGUUGGGCUUGUUGUCGUGUGGAUUGUUAAAGGCUUGAAACUCUCUUGUACCAAGUCUUAAGUUGCCUAUCCGUCUGUUUUCUUUUGCCAUUCUUGGUGUUUGAACUUUGUGGUAUCAAUCUAUCGUUGCUCUCCUAUUCUUUUUACUUUUUUGUCAAAUCUUAAGAGCUGUUUUGGAGAACAUUCAUUUCACACUAAUGAAUUAUGUCUAAGAUA
Messenger RNA from Arabidopsis arenosa, 1171 nucleotides. The record is from the annotation of a GenBank genome assembly. NCBI's taxonomy places the organism in Eukaryota, Viridiplantae, Streptophyta, Magnoliopsida, Brassicales, Brassicaceae.